This is a messenger RNA of Opisthorchis viverrini, 2530 nucleotides long. RefSeq lists its product as hypothetical. Gene Ontology annotation, cellular component: cytosol. The record is from RefSeq and is a predicted model, not a curated record. Bases 20 to 2530 code for a protein of 836 amino acids. Lineage: Eukaryota; Metazoa; Platyhelminthes; Trematoda; Opisthorchiida; Opisthorchiidae. Gene Ontology annotation, biological process: L-methionine cycle. The transcript has 16 exons.
CCGACCUUGAGUUCGGGCGAUGUCGUCUGGUGGGUUACAGGUGCCAUCAACUAUGGUGGAAAAACUGAACGAAUCGAGGGGUGACACAAUCGCACAGGAAAUGGUGAAGGUAUUCCAAUUUGAACGUCGCAAUAUAAUUUUCAAUAAGGACUCAAAGUUCUCGGUAUCCUCACUUAGACGGCGUCUACCAAGUCGAUCAACCUCAGAAACUGGAAGCUACGAUUCAGGCCUAAACAAUUCGAAGUCUGUUUUCAAACCCCGGCAGCCUGUCUACUUAGCCACCUUUAAUGUUCGCUCACUGAAGCAAGCAGGUCGACAGAUGGCUGUCGCUCGUAUGCUGGAUUCCCUCUGCAUUGAUGUAUGUUGUCUGUCAGAAACAAGGAUGCAGGACGCAAGUACAGUGAUCGAACUGACUGCUCCCUCGCUCUCUUCCAGGUUCCGGCUGCACACCUCUGGUGAUGCGGAGGCUGCUGUAGCUGGAUAUGCUACGUUUGCAAUGUCAUCUAAGGAGGCCGCGUCGGGACAAACUGGACGUGAUGAGGAUCCGCAAUCUCCCACCGUUAUGUCGAACUCUAGUCAGGUGACAUUGACUGAAUUCGGUGGUAAUGAAGCACCAUACGUGGAUAGUUCUGAGCAUGGUACCUACACCAGCCGACUAAUGCCCACCAGCAGUCAGAUUGAUAGUGAUGGAGCUUCGAGCUACAAAAGUCGUGAUAAGCGUCGUUCUAGCGUGAAGAUCGAUCGUCGUGUCUACGUGCAACAACACACGGCCUCCUUAUCGUCAAUAUCCACGGAGCAGGACGACUCCUCCUACACCGGUUCCAGUUCAGAGGACGAAGAAGACAGUCCUCAACGUGAAAAUCCUCGCGAACGGUGGUUAAAGCCAGCUAGUAGGCCGACCAACUCUCGCGGUUUCAAUGAUUUUUGCGUUCAGAAAAUACGUCGGGCUUCCUUUGGCUUGCGCGAGAUUGAGAUCGCGGAGCAAGCCCCUUUGUCAGCUGUCAUGAAUUUCGACCAUCUUUUACAAGUAAUCAGUUACACACAAUGCAUACUGUUCCAUUUUUCCAUCUUCAUUUCGUCAGAGAUGCCUGCGCUUGUGAAUUUGAGAAAGCGUGCCAAAGAUGAUCAGCCAUUGAAAGGUGCUCAGAUUUUGGGGUGCACUCAUGUGACUGCGCACACUGCGGUUUUACUAGAGACGCUUGUUGUCCUCGGUGCACAAGUGCGGUGGUGUGCAUGCAACAUCUACUCGACUCAAAACGAAGUCGCUGCCGCGUUGGCCGAGAAAGGUUACGCAAUCUACGCUUGGAAGGGAGAAUCUGAAGAGGACUUCUGGUGGUGUAUUGAUCAGUGCAUAAAGCAUGACUCAUGGCUUCCAAAUGUCGUUCUGGAUGACGGCGGUGACCUAACGCAUCGCUUGCACAAGGAAUAUCCCGACCUACUGUCCGGAGUUCGAGGCAUUGUGGAAGAGAGUGUAACCGGAGUGCAUCGACUCUAUCAAUACGUGAAAGCUGGAACUCUACGCGUUCCAGCGAUGAAUGUCAGUGAUAGCAUCAACAAAUCCAAAUUCGAUAAUUAUUACUUGUGCAAAGAGUCCGUAGUUGACGCGUUGAAGCGAACGACGGACAUGAUGAUCAGUGGGAAGACUGUCCUAGUUUGCGGAUACGGGGAGGUGGGCAAAGGCGUAUGCCAUGCGUUGAAAGGGAUUGGAGCUUUUGUAUGUAUCACAGAGAUUGAUCCAAUCUGCGCUCUUCAAGCUAGAUUAAGUGGUGUAAUGCGCGCACUUACUAAUGACGACUGUGCAACUAUUUCCUUUUUCUCCCCCCCUAGUAUGGACGGAUACCGUGUGGUGAAAAUCGAAGAGGUUAUCCGAUCUGUUGACGUAGUAAUAACCUGCACGGGGAACAAGUCAGUCGUAACACGGGCCCACAUGGACAGUAUGAAGAACGGCUGCGUUGUCUGUAACAUGGGACAUUCGAACACGGAAAUCGAUGUUCGAUCGCUUCAAACCCCUGAUCUGACCUGGGAACGUGUUCGAUCCCAAGUCGACCACGUGAUCUGGAUGGAUGGGAAGCGGAUAGUCUUGAUAGCCGAGGGCCGCUUAGCGAAUCUGAGUUGUUCCACGGUUCCAUCGAUUGUCAUUUCGGUGAGCGCAAGCACUCAGAUCUUCCAUGUCUUCCUUUUCCAGGCAUUGGCGCUCAUCGAAUUGUACAAUGCCCCACCUGGCCGUUACAAGAAUGAUGUCUAUCUUUUACCGAAAAAGAUGGACGAAUAUGUGGCCACACUCCACCUUUCCUUGUUCAACGCCCGGCUGACUGAACUCACCGAUGAUCAAGCCAAAUAUUUGGGCGUCAACAAAACUGGCCCUUUCAAACCAAGCAAUUAUCGUGAUGUUCAUUUCGUAAUAAUUGUGCAAAUAUUUGUCAUGCUUUCUGACCCGUUCGUUUUUCUUCAUCUUUUUGCAGCUACUAAUUCGCGGGAUUCCGUCGAUCCGAUGCGCACAUAUGUCUUCCGUUUAGGUGCGUGCAUCUAG